AAAUGUUGAAGCGCGUAUUCGUUAACCCGGAAGUAGGUCGACGCACGCGAGUCCGGUAGAAACGUUGCAGUCGCAGACACGAAGGUAACGUUACCUGGUGGAGACGAGACGAGCGGGAUACGAUCUGAGAUAACCGUCUUUAUAAAUCAGCAACCAUGAGUCUAUUAACAAAACCCAAGUCGGAGAUGACCCCUGAGGAGCUCCAGAAACGAGAGGAAGAGGAGUUCAACACUGGCCCUCUGUCUGUGCUCACCCAGUCAGUCAAGAACAACACUCAGGUCCUCAUUAACUGUCGCAACAACAAGAAGCUGCUCGGAAGAGUCAAGGCUUUUGACAGGCACUGCAACAUGGUCUUGGAGAAUGUGAAGGAGAUGUGGACAGAAGUUCCCAAGAGCGGGAAGGGAAAGAAGAAGUCUAAGCCUGUGAAUAAGGACCGCUACAUUUCUAAAAUGUUCCUGAGGGGGGACUCUGUCAUCAUUGUGCUGAGAAAUCCUCUGAUCACAGGAAAAUGAACUCUUUAUACUAUAGGCGCCCAGCUGAACCAGUCUCAGGGGCUUCUUCUCUUUGUUUUUGUGUUAUUUUUGUUUUUUUUUUAAUAAAUGAUUUGAAGGCAGUGGACUACCAUUAAUGGAAACGUCUUUGUUUGGUUGUUAUUUUGUGGUUGGAUCACUGCUGUCACUACUGGGUAACAUACAUAGUGUCAAAAUUAAAACAUUAUUUUCA
Molecule: messenger RNA, 723 nt
Organism: Micropterus dolomieu (smallmouth bass)
Lineage: Eukaryota; Metazoa; Chordata; Actinopteri; Centrarchiformes; Centrarchidae
Gene: snrpd2
Product: small nuclear ribonucleoprotein D2 polypeptide
Exons: 3
Coding region: 156-512 (118 amino acids)
Biological process (GO): spliceosomal snRNP assembly; RNA splicing
Cellular component (GO): U2 snRNP; precatalytic spliceosome; catalytic step 2 spliceosome
Molecular function (GO): RNA binding
Source: RefSeq, a predicted model, not a curated record